This is a messenger RNA of Neofelis nebulosa (Clouded leopard), 1276 nucleotides long. It is a transcript of the gene SRPRB, whose product is annotated as SRP receptor subunit beta. The record is from RefSeq and is a predicted model, not a curated record. The transcript has 7 exons. Gene Ontology annotation, cellular component: signal recognition particle receptor complex. Bases 48 to 863 code for a protein of 271 amino acids. NCBI's taxonomy places the organism in Eukaryota, Metazoa, Chordata, Mammalia, Carnivora, Felidae. Gene Ontology annotation, biological process: protein targeting to ER.
CCCAGGGCCACGUUGCUUUCCCGGCGCUGGUGACACGCAUCUCAGCCAUGGCUUCCGCGGAGUCGCGGCGGAUGGGGAAUGGAGGCAGUGUCGGGGGCGCCUUCCAACCCUACUUAGACUCCUUGCGGCAGGAGCUACAGCAGAGGGACCCGACGCUGCUGUCAAUCGUGGUGGCGCUUCUCGCAGUGCUGCUGACGCUGGUGUUCUGGAAGUUCAUCCGGAGCAGAAGGAGCAGUCAAAGAGCUGUUCUUCUUGUUGGCCUGUGUGACUCUGGGAAAACAUUGCUCUUUGUCAGAUUGUUAACUGGCCUUUAUAGAGACACUCAGACAUCGAUCACUGACAGCUCUGCUCUGUACAGAGUCAACAAUACCAGGGGUGCUAGCCUGACCUUGAUUGAUCUCCCUGGCCAUGAGAGCUUGAGACUUCAAUUCUUAGAGCGUUUUAAGGCUUCAGCCAGGGCUGUUGUGUUCGUUGUGGAUAGUGCAGCCUUCCAACGAGAGGUGAAAGAUGUGGCAGAGUUUCUGUAUCAAGUUCUCAUUGACAGUAUGAGUUUGAAGAACACACCGUCAUUCUUAAUCGCCUGCAAUAAGCAAGACAUUACAAUGGCAAAAUCUGCAAAAUUAAUUCAGCAGCAGCUUGAGAAAGAACUCAACACUUUACGAGUCACCCGUUCUGCUGCCCCCAGCACACUGGACAGUUCCAGCACUGCCCCUGUUCAGCUGGGAAAGAAAGGCAAAGAAUUUGAGUUCUCACAGUUGCCCCUCAAAGUGGAGUUCCUGGAGUGCAGUGCCAAGGGCGGAAGAGGGGACGCUGGCUCUGCUGACAUCCGGGACCUGGAGAAAUGGCUGGCUAAAAUCGCCUGAGGGGCAGAGCUAAAGUGCAGGACAUUUGAACUUGUAUGUGUGUGGAAAAGGGUGUGGUAGCCUUGAGUUGAUAAAGAAUGGGUACAGAAUGUAAUAAGAAACAUUUUCUUGUUCUAGAAACAAAUUAUUGUCGAAAGUAACUUGGAAUUUUUGUUUUUAAGUUUAGUUCUCCCUCGUUGCUUUCUUUUAUUUGUGUGCUUCCCUUUGUUAAGGUGUUGUCCCUUUAAUAUAAGCUUGACGUAAGGUUAGGAGGGUAUUAUGAGAAUAUGAUUAUCAUCUGAAAAUUUCUUAUCCUCUGCCUCUGUGCUUUAGUCCCUUUUCCUGAAAACAAACCCUGUCUGUGUAUGGAACUAGUUGAUUUCCAUUUGUCCUUGGCUGGUUCACGGGCAAUACAUCAUCUGGUCCUUUGUGAA